This is a messenger RNA of Carica papaya (papaya), 1467 nucleotides long. The record is from RefSeq and is a predicted model, not a curated record. NCBI's taxonomy places the organism in Eukaryota, Viridiplantae, Streptophyta, Magnoliopsida, Brassicales, Caricaceae.
CUUAAUUCUUCAGAAGCGAGCAAGCAAAACGGCGCCGCUCACGGGCGUUUUGGGUGUUGAACCCGUUUCAACCUUCUUCUUCACUCUCCCCUUUCAGUUUGCUUUUUCCCCACUGUUCUUGUUUUCAACAUCCAUAUUUUUCUCAUCUUCAUAGUCCAUUAAUCUUACGUGAUAGAAAUUGGAUGUAGAAUGGAUUCAUCAUUAGUAUUCUCGCUAAAGCUAAAACCCCACCACCAUUCUUUCUCUUUCUGUUCUUGCAAACCAUACCAACUAUCGUUUCUCUCAUCCCCUUCUCUCCAUUCCCACUCUUCUCGCCCACGUUUCACUUCCUCAAAACAUGCUGUUGCUAAAAAAUUACCCAAAAGAAUUCGCUGCGAGUUCGACGGAAAAGUUAAUGGCGCUUUCUUUUCUGAUUCGGACUCCCGCCUACUCGACCGGCAAAAAGCAUUGGAGGCAGCAAUGAACGACAUAAAUAAUUCAUUUGGAAAAGGAAGUGUUACAAGACUGGGCAGUGCUGGUGGAGCUCUAGUUGAAACUUUUCCAAGUGGCUGCUUGACACUAGAUUUUGCCUUAGGUGGUGGCCUUCCCAAGGGAAGAAUUGUAGAGAUAUUUGGACCAGAGAGUAGUGGAAAGACAACCCUAGCACUCCAUGCAAUUGCAGCAGUACAGAAGCUUGGAGGCCAUGCAAUGCUUGUUGAUGCAGAGCAUGCCUUCGAUCCAUCAUAUUCAAAAGCAUUGGGAGUGGAUGUAGAAAACUUGAUUGUCUGCCAACCUGACAAUGGCGAGAUGGCACUGGAAAUUGCAGAUCGUAUGUGUCGAUCUGGUGCCAUAGAUCUUAUCUGUGUUGAUUCCGUGUCAGCUCUCACGCCUCGAGCAGAGAUCGAAGGUGAGAUUGGAAUGCAGCAAAUGGGAUUGCAAGCACGUCUUAUGAGCCAAGCUUUGCGUAAAAUGUCAGGAAAUGCCUCUAAAGCUGGCUGUACUCUAAUAUUUCUGAACCAAAUUAGAUACAAGAUUGGUGUAUACUAUGGGAAUCCAGAAGUAACUAGUGGAGGAAUUGCAUUGAAGUUCUUUGCAUCUGUUCGCCUAGAAAUACGUCCUACGGGGAAGAUAAAGUCUGCCAAAGGAGAUGAGGAUAUUGGGCUUCGAGUCCGCGUGAGGGUGCAGAAGAGUAAGGUAUCUCGGCCCUACAAGCAAGCAGAAUUCGAAAUCAUAUUUGGGGAGGGUGUGAGUAAACUGGGAUGCGUUUUGGAUUGUGCUGAGAUGUUGGAUGUUGUGGUAAAGAAGGGCUCCUGGUAUAGCUAUGGAGAGCAUAGGUUGGGACAAGGGAGAGAGAGAGCUUUACAAUAUUUGAGAGAGAAUCCUCUUCUUCAUGAUGAAAUAGAAAAGGUUGGUCUCUAUCCUCCAUUCUUUUUCCUUAAAUGAAAUGAUAAAUUGUUUACUGUAGGGUUUUAGACUUUUUUUUUUAUC